Bombyx mori (domestic silkworm) is the source of this 4130-nucleotide messenger RNA. Its product is annotated as homeobox protein MSX-2. Gene Ontology annotation, biological process: embryonic morphogenesis; regulation of transcription by RNA polymerase II. Lineage: Eukaryota; Metazoa; Arthropoda; Insecta; Lepidoptera; Bombycidae. Gene Ontology annotation, molecular function: RNA polymerase II transcription regulatory region sequence-specific DNA binding; DNA-binding transcription factor activity, RNA polymerase II-specific. The transcript is spliced from 3 exons. The record is from RefSeq and is a predicted model, not a curated record. Gene Ontology annotation, cellular component: nucleus. The coding region runs from base 633 to 1466 and encodes 277 amino acids.
GGCGGGUCGCGGCCGCGGUUCGCGCCCCAAUGCUAGCGCGAUUUUCACUGCGCUUCCACGCGAAUCGUACGUGGAGAUAUUGCGCGCUGCCGAUACCUAUUCGCAAGUUACCGAACGCGCCGCCAACGGACCGCGUUAUAUUCCAAUUUGGAAUGAAGCCGUGUUCCAAUUUGAAAUAUUCUAGUGUUGCCAAACUGUGCUAGUUAAUUCGGUGACUGAAUCAAGUUCAACCGGUGACGUUCGAUUGACUGAAACAAACAUCUAGUUCUGUGAACAGUGUAAUUUGAAUAAGACUCAAUGUAUAAACGAUCGAUAAUGAAUUACGCAAAUCAACCAUAAACAUAUGUAAUAAUGCAAAUUAUAAUGAACUUGAACGAUGUAUUUGACACAAUCAGAAAAACGAGUAUAUAAUUAAAUUAAAAAUUUUAAGCAGCCUAUUGAAUAAUCAGCGCGAACUACGUAAGCAUUAUGUGAUUUACGAUAAACAAAGUAGAAUUACAACAGGAAACCGAUUUAUAAAAUCGAAUACAAUUAUAAUAAGCGUUGUUCAAUCUGGCCGUGUAAUGUCAGUAUGAGUGGCGCCGGAAGAAAUAACUGAAGGAGGCCGUGUGUCAUGACAUCGAGCAGAUGAAAUGAAGACUUCGCUCGAAUGCGAGCGCGCCGACACCGCCGAAAGCGGCGGGAAGGGUCGCAUAUCCUUCAGCGUAGACUCGCUACUCGGCAGUAAGAACGAAACACCGCCCAAAGACACGAGCCCAAGCCACAGUCCAGCAGACAGCAAUGAGGCCGCACCGGAAACCGAUGAGAGCGAUGUUGACAUCGAAGACGUGGAGUACAACGUGGGCGAUGACAGAGACGACCGAGAGAUCAACAAUGAUGGAGAGGAGAUGGACAAUAGAAGCGGCGUCGUGGUCCCUCAGCCACUACUGCCACGCCUGUACCAGGGACCGGCGCCGCCGCCCGCCUGGCCCUUCGGCGCUUUCCCCUGGAUGGCCCCUAACCCAAUGUUCCGAGCCGGCUCACCGAAUACUGGCUCUCCGAGUGGACCACCGGUAGUACGAUGUCAGCUUCGCAAGCACAAGCCGAACCGCAAACCUCGGACGCCGUUCACGACCCAACAGCUCCUAGCCUUGGAGAAGAAAUUUAGGGAGAAACAAUACUUGAGCAUCGCUGAGAGAGCUGAGUUCUCGUCGUCUCUACGGCUCACAGAAACUCAGGUGAAAAUUUGGUUUCAAAAUCGAAGAGCCAAAGCGAAACGACUCCAAGAAGCCGAGAUAGAAAAACUAAGACUAUCCGCCCGACCACUUCUGCCGCCCUCCUUCGCGUUAUUCGGUAGCGGGGGUGCUCCUCCACUAUUCGCUGCCAUGGCCGCCGCCUCCAGACCCCAACUGAGCUUCCUAGGCGGCCCUCCGAGCCAUCAACACGCCAUCAACAUGAAUAUAUUGAACUCUCUACAGCCGCAUUGACGUUUGGACACCGCGGUAACUCAAGAGCCCAACGACCGCCCGCCAUCUUUGUAAUUCAAUCAAAAUCGUAUAUUUUUUUCACUUGUAUUAAAAAAAAUGCGUGAAAAGAUUAAUCUAAUAUUCGUCUCUAUACUCUAAGUAUUCGACAAAAGACUAUGACGAAAGUGAAAUUCGGAAACUUUAACUGUGUUUUUAAGUGAGAGUUUCUUAAUACAAAAAGAAAAGACGUGAUUUGCUUUUAAUUAAGUGCAGUGUAAGAACUGUUUAGUGUACUUUCCUUCGUGCUACCGAUUAGAUACAUCUGUAAAUACGGCCCCCGACCCAUUAACACACCAUCAACAUGAACAUAUUAAAUUAUCUACAGCCGCAUUGACGUUUGGACACCGCGGUAACUCAAGAGCCCAACGACCGCCUGCCAUCUUUAUAAUUCAAUAAAAACCGCAUAAUUUUUUUACUUAUAUUAAAAAAAAUGUGUGAAAAGAUUAAUCUAAUAUUCGUCUCUAUACUCUAAGUAUUCGAAAAAAAGACUAUGACGAAAGUGAAAUUUGGAAACUUUAAAUGCGUUUUUAAGUGCGAUUUUCAUAUUACAAAAGAAAAGACUUGAUUUGCUUUUAAUUAAGUGCUGUGUAAAAACUGUUUAGUGUACUUUCCUUCGUGCUACCGAUUAGAUACAUCUGUAAAUACGGACCACGCUUUCGAAUGAAAGCAGAAAUAUAUAAAAUUCGAAAAAAAAAACAUGCCAUACUUCGAUUUAGAUGAUGUAAACACAUUUGAGAUAACGGAAUGUAAUCUAAACUAAUGAUACUGUAGGCAUAGAUGUGUACAUUACAAUGAAAUUUUUAUUUUAUUGAGAAAACGAAUAAGCUAUGUUUACUUUAGAGAAUGUCUCCGAGUUCCCAAUUCAAACUCUUUAAAAUCCCAAAGCCCAUAAAAAUUGUCCUAAAAUAUAUAAAAAUGAAUUUGUGUAAUGUAUGUACGCGCGUAACUUCAGAACGCCGGCAACAAAUUGGAUAAUUGUUUUUUCUUUCGUUUGUUAUUGUCAAGAGAAGGUCCUUAAGAAAGAAAAAUAUAAGAAACUUGCGCGCAAAAUUAGAAAAUGUUUAAAAUAAAUAACUACCAUAUUAAAUUUUCUAAUGAUUUUGUAAUGUAAUCUUAUGGCGUUUAACAUAACACUGACAGAACGCGUGCUGCAAAUUUUGUAAAAGAGGAUGUAAUAAAAACUGAAUAUCGUUUAAAACAAAUGUAUAAAAGAAAAUUCAAUAAAAUCAAUAAUAAAUUAUGGUCACCGAAGCGAAGCGAGGGUGGGUCGCUAUAUAGUCUAUACUAAUAUUAUAAAGAGGAAAGAUUUGUUUGUUUGUAUUGAAUAGGCUCCAAAACUACUGAACCGAUUUAAAAAAUUCUUUCACUAUUGGAAAGCUACGCUAUCCCCGGGUGACAUAGGCUAUAUUUAUUAUAAAUUCAAAAAAAUUAGGGAUCCUCACUGAAACUCCAAUAAUGUAACCCAAUGUGUAAAAAAAUUACCUAAAAUUCUUUACAUCGCGUCCGCUACUUCCCAAGCGAAUCCGGGGCGGGCCGCUAGUAUUAUAUAAUUAUAAUUACUUUUACAACAUAAUCUCGUCAUUUCUAUCAUUACGGACACGGACAACUUUGAAAACUGUUAAGUAUUCAAUACACCGGAAAUCAUGUAAAAGGAACAAAAAACGUCAAAUUAAGUUGUAAAAGCAAUUGUAAUUACGUCUACGACCCACUAAAACCGAAGAAGAUUAUUAUUAUACAUUAUUAUUAUUAUAAAUAAGCAAAUCUAAAACAGUUCCGUGCUAUUUUCUCUUCAGUUUUUUAAGCGCUUUUUUUUUCUAUUCUGUUUAGUGACCAUUAAUUAACUAGCUUUAGUGUUAUCAAACAUUUUUGUAAAUAUCAGUUGUAUGCUUUAUAAUGUCAAUAACAAAAUAAAAGAUAUUUAGUGAUUGUGAUCGAAUUUCAAUCAUUGGACGAACACUAAAUGUCUUAGUGACAGCAACAAUAACAUUACUUGAAGUCGUCGAUAGAUAAACAACUCUUAUAGUUCAGAACUGUGUUAUUUUUACGUGAAUAUAUAUUUUUUUAAUAAUCAAAACUACUUUUACCGUUUUCGUUUAUUAUUUGUUAUUCAUUUUAUUAUAAUACAUUAUUUCCGAUGUUUCCAGAACUUUACAGAUUUCGAUGUCGUCGAUUUUAGAAUAUAACGCUGAAAUAAUAAAAUUAAUGUAAUUAAACUCGAGACAAAAACCUAAAAAUACAUUUAUUAUGGCUACAAUUAAUUAGCAAAAACCGAAAUAUAUAUUUCAUAAUUUUUCUUUUCACUCUACAUACACUUCAAGCAUAUGACAGUUUCUGAUAAUAUGUAAAUAUUAAAUAUUUAACUUAAGCAAUAUAAAUGUCACUUAUUGAAAUACAAAAUUGUUACGCAAAAAAACGCAAUAGUUCACGAAAAAAAAAUGUUUUUUUUUUACAUCGUUACAUAACUGUUUAUUUAUUUUUUUUGUUCGAAUUGUAAAUAGUUAUUUAAAAAUAAAUUAUUGUAGCUAUAAGUAAUCGAAUGUAAAAUUUCAAUAGAUUUUAGAUUUUUUAAUACGAAUUACUCGAUUAACUUCAAGGAAUAAAAUGUUAAGUAAUAGAGAUUACAAA